Molecule: messenger RNA, 546 nt
Organism: Plasmopara halstedii
Lineage: Eukaryota; Oomycota; Peronosporomycetes; Peronosporales; Peronosporaceae
Product: -binding protein
Exons: 3
Coding region: 1-546 (181 amino acids)
Biological process (GO): trans-translation-dependent protein tagging
Cellular component (GO): cytosol
Molecular function (GO): RNA binding
Source: RefSeq, a predicted model, not a curated record
AUGGGUCUCCUUACAUGUUCCUCUUGGUAUCAAAACUGCGUCAUUCGCAUCUCGCCAUGGCUCAAUGGUAGCUGUCGUGGUAUUCGUAAUUAUCCAAUUAAACUCCUUUGUCGCAAUCAAAAAUUUGUGCGUAAAGCUGCGGGAAAAUACUAUGAAGUGGAGCGCGAGUGGAAUUUAGGCAUCGUUUUAGAACCAUCGGAGGUCAAAUCGCUAAGAGAUCACAAUGCCGAUCUCUCUACUGCAUUUGGAGCUUUUUACAAGCACGAGUUGUUUAUACAUGAUCUAAAUAUUCCAGUAUAUCGUCAUGGACUGAUUGGUCGACCAGACCCAACGCGAGUGCGUAAGCUGUUGGCAAAUCGCUCUGAAUUAAAGAAACUUGAAGAUUUCGCUAAUCGACCCAAUGCACAGCUGAUUCCAAUGCGAAUUGAAGUUGGCAACACAGGCUGGAUUAAGGUCAUUAUGGCAGCGUGCUUUAAGCGAGGACAAAUUGAUAAUCGUAGACGUGACGAUGAACGAGAAGUCAAACGGCAGCUACGGGACUGGUAA